Messenger RNA from Corylus avellana, 1589 nucleotides. RefSeq lists its product as uncharacterized. Lineage: Eukaryota; Viridiplantae; Streptophyta; Magnoliopsida; Fagales; Betulaceae. Gene Ontology annotation, molecular function: nucleotidase activity. The record is from RefSeq and is a predicted model, not a curated record.
CCCAUCUUCUCAAAUGGCGACCUCUGUGGGGAACAACUUCAUGCCUCCGACUCUGAUCUCCAAUCUUCAGCAAGUUCUGAUCGCCAGAAAAAACGACGCCGUAGAAUGCCAGUCCCACAAAGUCCACAAGCCAACCGAAGCUGACGCGUCGAAAACGGAGAGCGAUUGCGCGAAGCCGGUGGUGUUGGUGACCAACGGGGAAGGAGUAGAGUCUCCUGGUCUCACAUUCCUCGUCGAAGCUCUCGUUCGGGACGGUCGCUUUGACGUCCACGUGUGCGCUCCCCAAUCGGAUAGAUCGGUGUCCGGUCACUCGGUGACGAUUCGGGAGACGCUUUCUGCGUGUUCCGUUGAACUCUGUGGUGCCACUGCUUUUGAAGUUUCUGGAAGCCCUGCUGAUUGUGUAUCUUUAGCUUUAUCUGGGGCAUUGUUUUCUUGGUCAAAGCCUGUUUUGGUCAUUAGUGGAGUAAACAAGGGAUCAAGUUGUGGUAACAACAUGUUCUACUCUGGGGCUGUUGCUGGAGCUAGAGAGGCACUGAUUUGUGGUGUACCAUCUCUUUGUAUAUCAUUGAACUGGAAGAAGGAGGUGAGCUGUGAGAGUGAUUUGAAGGAUGCAGUCGUUGUUUGUUUGCCAUUAAUACAUGCGACCGUAAGAGAUAUUGAGAAAGGAACUUUCCCAAAAAGUUUCUUGCUGAAUAUUGAGAUUCCCAGUUGUCCUUUGACAAACAAGGGCUUCAAGGUGACCAGGCAGAGUCUAUGGAGGUCCUCUCUAAGCUGGCAAGCUGUGUCAGCAAACAGACAUCCCUCUGCUGGCCAUUUCAUGUCCAAUCAGCAAAGCCUUGGUAUGAAGCUGGCACAGCUCAGCCGAGAUGCCUCUGCUGCUGGUGCAGCACGUCGUUUGAACUCACAUCGGAAGAAUGUGGAGAUUGAAUCAGUUGGAGUAGCAGGAAAAUGCAAUUCCCAAAAAACUGUGAAGAAAUACUUCCGCUUAGAGUUCGUAGAAAAGGAGCAGGAACAUGUGGAUGAGGAUCUUGAUUACAGAGCACUUGAAGAUGGAUUUGUUGCAAUUACUCCUAUGUCUUUAAAUCCAUCCAACUGGUUAGAGAGGUUCGAUCAUUGGUGUCAAACUGGGUUGCUAUUGCACUCGCAGAUGAACAACGAAGCUUCCUCACUUACCCAAAACAUUAUGCAAAAAGGGAAAAAGGGUGCAAAGGAAGCUUCAUCUGCCUUAGAGUAACUUGUCAAACCAAUUCGUUGCAGUGAUCUUGGCAGGCAAUAUUUGAUUAUAACUCAAACAAGAUGGGCCACACUAGUGUAAUAUGCAGGGCCUAUGGCCUUGUCACUCUUUUUGAUGCUGCCACGGCAUAGAAAUACUUUGGAAACUCUUCUCUUCCUGUAAUUGUCGAACUUGUGCUUCACUUUGGAAUGAAUUAGGUUGCCUGGGUAAACUAAGUAGUACAUGCACCUCUACAUAUUCUCUAGCGUGUUGUAACAUAUCAGGAUUCCUACAAUUUUUUAAAAAUUGUAGAUUCUCAAAUUACGUAAUUUAUGUCAUUUUUAAGCAUUGAAACGCUUGAAAAUGCUAUGUAUUA